AUGGGACCUGUCCCUGAGAAGGCACAAGAGCUGAAAGUAUCAGAUUUGAUGAAACCCGCAUCAACGGAAUGGGACAUUGAGAAGAUAAAUAAUUUUCUCCCUGAGUAUAAGGAUGCAAUUCUCACCUUAAAACCAAGCAAACUUGGCAUCUGCCAGAAAGCUCUACCAGUUGGAGUCCAGUUACAAGCUCGAUGUAUUCCGGUGAACCCAAAGUGUUGCAGAUGUGAGGAGACGGAGUCGAUCCUCCAUCUUCUCUUUCACUGUCCGUUUGUCAAAGAGGUUUGGAAUCGGUCUCAUUUUUCGCUGAAUUUUAAUCCGUUAAUUUGCGAAAAUGUCAUGCAAGGACUAGAGGCGGCUCAAUCCUUGAUCACCUUACCUCCUAUAGGCCUCGAUAGAGGCUUCCUUUACCCUUCUCAAUCCCUGAGUACUGCACCAGAGUCUUCUCGAUCCACGAUCAGACAUCCUCCGGUUUGCCAGCCACAGGGAACAAUCACAUGUUGCACUGACGCAGCCUGGCUAGCGGAACCUCGCUCAGCUGGAUCCGCAGGACUCGGAUGGAUCUUCCAUUCCGACGAAGGGCAAGUCUCUUCUUACUCCUCGGCUUUAUCUUAUGUCUCUUCUGCUCUUGUAGCGGAAGCCCUCGCAAUCAGGCAAGCCCUCCUAAUCAAAGCGAUCACCUCGAAUUCUCUCUUGCUGGAGCCGCAUGUAAUCCUCAAAGACAUAGCUCUUCUCAUUUCGUCUUUUGAUUUUCUUCAAUGUAAGUUUAUCCCUAGGGUGGAUAAUGUUGUAGCUGACUUUGUAGUCAAACAUGCCCUUCGAGUUUUUAAUAGCUCAAGGGAGUAA
Microthlaspi erraticum is the source of this 843-nucleotide messenger RNA. The record is from the annotation of a GenBank genome assembly. Lineage: Eukaryota; Viridiplantae; Streptophyta; Magnoliopsida; Brassicales; Brassicaceae.